This is a messenger RNA of Acanthoscelides obtectus, 705 nucleotides long. The record is from the annotation of a GenBank genome assembly. Lineage: Eukaryota; Metazoa; Arthropoda; Insecta; Coleoptera; Chrysomelidae.
AUGGAUGAUCUAAGACAAUUAUCGCAACAAGAAUGCCUUGCUGAGUUACUGUCUGUUUUCAGCAACGAAGCGCCACAUCAGUCGACAACUUCCCGUUGUCUUAGCGACGAUCCCAGGGUGGAAUUAGGAGGAAGAAAAUUAGUUUCGCGUUGGAUACCCCACCUGUUGACUGAAGAGCAGAAAGCAGCCAUGGUUAAUUGGUGUCAAAAAACGCUUGACCGUUUCAAUUCCGGAAACUCCAAAAAUGUGUACAGCAUUGUUAGUGGUGAUGAAUCGUGGAUUUACGGUUAUGAACCAGAAAAUAAACGACAGUCGGCUAUGGUCGCGACAUUUGUGUCAAAAGCGGAUCAUAUUGCAACAAUUCCUCUUAAUGAGCAAAGAACUGUUACUGCGGAUUGGUAUACCACCAUUUGUUUGCCAAAAGUCAUCACCGAGCUUCGAAAAGUCAACCCCGAAAGAAGGAUCAUCCUCCACCAAGACGAUGCAAGCUCGCACACAGCCCAAAAACCAAGGAAGUAUUUAACGGAAGAAAACUCCUACGAUUUGUUUACUUUCCCGAAAAUUAAAAACAGACUGCGUGGUCAAAGGUUCCAGUCACCAGAAGAAGCAGUUGACGCAUUCAAAAAUGCCGUUUUGGAUCUGCCAGCAAACGAGUGGAAUAAGUGCUUCGAAAAUUGGUUCGAGCGCAUGCAGAUACAUGUUUGA